Molecule: messenger RNA, 813 nt
Organism: Seminavis robusta
Lineage: Eukaryota; Bacillariophyta; Bacillariophyceae; Naviculales; Naviculaceae
Source: the annotation of a GenBank genome assembly
AUGCCUGGUCAAGGUCCUGGUGGAAUGAGCAAGCCAGGUGGCAUUGGUGGUGGUGCAGGAGGGCCUGGUGGCUUUGGAGGCAGCUCUCCUGGUGGAAUGAACCAGCCCGGCGGCAUUGGUGGAGGGGGGGCACCUGGUGCAAUGUCUGGCCAAUUUGGUGGUCCCGGAGGAAUGAACCAGGCCGGUGGAAUUGGUUCCGGCGGGGCAAAUGCAGGAAUGCAGCGUCCUGCAGGUGGUGAUUUUGGAAGAAGCAGGUCUUCGUCACCAAGAGGUAUGCAAUCAACAGGCUUUGGUGGAGGCGGUGGCGGACAAAUGGCCCAACUGAAUAAUCAAGUUGAGCCAGCGACACGCUUCUCAUCCAGUGCCGGCUAUGUGGCGCAGCAAUUGAUCGAGCCCACAGGUUUCAACAUGUCACCGGACGUACCAAAUUUCUUGAGGGAUAGUUAUGACUAUUCAUCGGAAACUCGGAAUGGUGGAUAUGCUGGUUCAAUGCUGCCGGAAGAGGCUAUCAGCUAUGAUGAAAACAGUCCCUAUGAGAUUAGCCCAACGAACCAAAUGGCAAGAAGGAUGAGGGGCGGUGAGUUCUUUUCCAACGCUGCUGACUGGAGUGGUGCGAGAAGCCAGGCAAACAUGUACUACGGCCCAGACGAAGGCUACACACAACCUGGCUACCACACUUCGACAGCUCGCCCCACAAGCGACCUGCUUGCAGAUGCCGCUGACUGGAGCUCAUCUGGUGGUCAAGCCAGCAUCACGCACGAUGCUAGUGGAUAUGGAUUUUACGACAAUUUCCGCGAAGAUGGCUUCUAUUAG